This is a messenger RNA of Striga asiatica, 408 nucleotides long. The record is from the annotation of a GenBank genome assembly. NCBI's taxonomy places the organism in Eukaryota, Viridiplantae, Streptophyta, Magnoliopsida, Lamiales, Orobanchaceae.
AUGGCUCCUAAAAUGAACUCCCGACAUGGCACAAACCACUACGUCGACCUGUUUGAUGGCCUCCACCAGGCUCCGGUGAUCGGGAAACGAGCCCUCGAGCAGGCGGGCUCCCUGCCUCUUGAACUCCAGCAACACCUGCAGCUUGUCGAUGUCCAGCCCAAUCUCCGGCCGCCGGAGAACGUACGUGGGGUGGCCCUCCGCCAGGCUGGCCUUGACGAGCCUCCUCCCAAUGUAGCCGGUCCCACCCACCACCAGAAUCUUGCUUUUCGCCAUCUUUUUUGUGGACCUUCGCUAACUUUUGAGACGAACUUUAGCCUUAGGGAGUUGGUUUUUGAUGAUAUGCUUAGAGCCAUGAAGUUGGUUUUGUUUAGUACUGUGGGUUUUCAACAUCUGAAACUCGAUCUUUGA